CCGGGGAGGGGAGGGAGUCCCCCAAACCCUGCGACUCUGCAGAUUCCUCUCGGAGGCAUGGGGCGCCUCUCAGUCGUGAGAAGCCUCCUAAAAUGAUCAUCUACUGGCGGAGGCCGCGCCUGUCCCUGUUUUGCUGAGGCUCAUGGGAAAUGUAGUCCGAAGGGAGGGGGGUGGUGCUGCCUUCGGAGCAGACGUGUGAUUGGCCAGGGCGGCGUCGCCAGGGCAACGCGCGAGGGGCUGACCGCUGGGUCCGGGGAGAGGCGCGCGGGACCGCGUGGGCCCACUUACCCGAAGUGGCCUCGGGUGGCCGAGGUCCCCUUUGGUGGCUCCAAGAAGACUCCCGGCACAACAAUGCCAUCCCCACUGGGCCCCCCGAGUCUGCCCUCUGUGGACCCCGAGGCCACCCAGGAGGAUCCUGAGGCAGCACGCCAGCGCUUCCGGGGCUUCUGCUACCAGGAGGUGGCCGGUCCCCGCGAGGCCUUGGCCCAGCUCCGGGAGCUCUGCCGCCAGUGGCUGCGGCCCGAGGUGCACUCCAAGGAGCAGAUGCUGGAGCUGCUGGUGCUGGAGCAGUUCCUGGGCGCGCUGCCCCCUGAGAUCCAGGCCUGGGUGCGGGGACAGCAACCAGGCAGCCCUGAGGAGGCCACUGUCCUGGUCGAGGGCCUGCAGCAUGACCCUGGGCAGCUUCUGGGCUGGAUUACAGCACAUGUCCUGAAGCAAGCGGUGCUCCCAGCCGCACAGAACACAGAGGAGUCUGUGGGGAGCUCCCACCCUUCAGGGACAGUGGAGCCCCGAAAGGCAGCCUCUUGGGAGGGGUCCAAGGAUGCCCAGUUGGAGGAGAAUGCCCAGCUCAGCUGCAGCGUGAAGGAGGAGCCUGAUGGCUACGGGCAGGAGACAGCACCGUCCAGCCCCCCACAUCCAGCCCGGUCCCAUGAGGGGCCCGCUGAACAACAGGAACCGACCUCCGUGCCCUUUCAGCCACCCAGGAUUCAGGAGGAGUGGGGGCUCCUGGACCGGUCACAGAAGGAGGUGUACUGGGACGCGAUGCUGCAGAAGUACGGCACGGUGGUCUCCCUGGCAGGGUUGCAGUGUCCCCUGCCGGAGGCGCGCACUGAGCCGGAGCCGGAGGCGCUGAGCACCGGAUCCGAGGGAGCGAGAAGCCUCCUCCCGGGAGGAGAGAGCGAGAGCUCCCGAGAGGGCCGGCCCGGCUGCCCGGAGGCCCCGCCGCCCGCGCGGAGCAAGCCCUACACGUGCGCGCAGUGCGGCCGCACCUUCGACUGGAAGUCGGUGUUCGUCAUCCACCGCCGCGCGCACGCGGGCGGCCCGGGCGCCGAGAAGCAGCCGGUGGGGCCGCCCCGGCGCGCGCUCCCGGGCCCGCGCAGCUACGCCUGCGAGGAGUGCGGCCGCAGCUUCAGCUGGAAGUCGCAGCUGGUCAUCCACCGCAAGGGCCACGCCGGCCAGCGGCGCCACUUCUGCGGCGACUGCGGCCACAGCUUCGACUGGAAGUCCCAGCUGGUCAUCCACCGCAAGAGCCACCGGCCCGAGGCCCCGUGAGCGCAGGAGGGGCGCCUCGCCGGGGCCCCGGGCCCAGCCCGCCCCUGCUACUCCACUCCGCCGCAGCCUGGAGAGCUGGAGGCCGCCCAGGCCAGAAGUCAGAGUCCCAGGAGGGUCCCCCACCCCCGAUCAGUCUC
Messenger RNA from Orcinus orca (killer whale), 1688 nucleotides. RefSeq names its product zinc finger protein 446 (gene ZNF446). The transcript is spliced from 7 exons. Gene Ontology annotation, biological process: regulation of DNA-templated transcription. The record is from RefSeq and is a predicted model, not a curated record. Lineage: Eukaryota; Metazoa; Chordata; Mammalia; Artiodactyla; Delphinidae. Bases 352 to 1551 code for a protein of 399 amino acids.